ACGCCUAUGCUAUUAUUGACCCAAAAAAAAAAUAAAUAAAUAAAUAAAUAAAAACUACUUCUCUGCUACACCGAUUGGCAGAUUGCUGAAUGAAAUUGGAAUCCUCAUUGAUUUUGUUUUCCUAAUUUAUUUUGGUGUUUCUUCCUCCUUUCUCUCUAUAGUUACUGGCCCCACAGAACCACUCUGAAUCAAAUCCAAAGGCUAGCUUUUGCUUGUUUAUCUUUCAGGUUGCAUUAACAUAAUUUAUUCUUGAGCUCUGAGCACAAAAUGGGGAGUGUCAAUGGAGACAAACUCAGGUUUUGCAUUGACAGAGGGGGCACAUUCACUGAUGUUUAUGCCGAAAUUCCUGGUCAACCUGAUGGUCGAGUUUUGAAACUUUUGUCUGUUGACCCAUCAAACUAUGAAGAUGCUCCAGUUGAAGGAAUUCGGAGGAUUCUUGAAGAAUUUACAGGGGAGAAAAUUCCACGUAGUUCAAAAAUACCAACUGAUAAGAUAGAGUGGAUAAGGAUGGGUACAACAGUGGCAACAAAUGCACUUUUAGAGAGAAAAGGAGAAAGGAUUGCGCUGUGUGUGACUCAAGGGUUCUCUGAUCUGCUCCAGAUUGGUAACCAAGCUCGUCCAAAAAUAUUUGACCUCACUGUGUCAAAACCAUCAAACCUUUAUGAGGAGGUUAUUGAGGUCGAUGAGAGGAUUGAGCUUGUUCAAGAUGAGGGAGAAAAUCAGGGCUCUUCCACAUUAAUUAAAGGGGUUUCAGGUGAGCUUGUUAAGGUUGUGAAGCCUCUUAAAGAAGAAGCUCUAAAGCCUUUACUAAAAGGUCUGUUGGACAAAGGGAUUAACUGUUUGGCUGUUGUUUUGAUGCAUUCCUAUACUUAUCCACAGCACGAAAUAGCUGUGGAAAAGUUAGCUGUGAGUUUGGGCUUCAAACAUGUUUCCUUAUCUUCAGCUCUGACGCCCAUGGUUCGAGCUGUUCCUCGGGGUCUGACAGCUAGUGUGGAUGCAUACUUGACUCCAGUAAUUAAAGAAUACUUAUCAGGGUUCAUGUCCAAAUUUGAUGAAGCACUGGGGAAGGUGAAUGUUUUGUUUAUGCAAUCUGACGGAGGACUUGCACCAGAGAAUCGAUUUUCAGGGCAUAAAGCAGUUUUGUCAGGUCCCGCUGGUGGGGUUGUUGGUUAUUCACAGACUCUUUUUGGGCUUGAAACAGACAAACCCCUCAUUGGGUUUGACAUGGGUGGUACAUCUACGGAUGUGAGCCGUUAUGCUGGAACUUAUGAACAAGUCCUGGAAACCCAGAUUGCUGGUGCCAUAAUACAAGCGCCUCAGCUCGACAUAAAUACUGUUGCUGCAGGUGGUGGAUCAAAGUUGAAGUUCCAGUUUGGAGCUUUUCGGGUUGGACCGGAAUCUGUGGGGGCACAUCCAGGUCCAGUGUGUUACCGGAAAGGAGGAGAAUUGGCAGUUACAGAUGCAAACUUGGUUUUAGGAUUCGUUAUUCCCGAUUAUUUUCCAUCCAUCUUUGGCCCCAAUGAAGACCAGCCUUUAGAUAUCAAGGCAACAAGAGAAGAGUUUGAGAAGCUUGCAAUACAAAUAAAUUCUUACAGAAAGAGUCAGGAUCCAUCUGCAAAGGACAUGACAGUAGAGGAGAUUGCAAUGGGAUUUGUGAAUGUGGCUAAUGAAACAAUGUGUCGUCCAAUAAGGCAAUUGACUGAGAUGAAGGGCCAUGAGACAAGGAACCAUGCUCUUGCUUGCUUCGGAGGUGCAGGGCCGCAACAUGCUUGUGCCAUUGCUAGAUCUUUGGGUAUGAAAGAGGUACUCAUUCACAGGUUUUGUGGGAUUUUAAGUGCAUAUGGGAUGGGAUUGGCAGAUGUUGUAGAAGAGGCACAGGAGCCAUAUUCUGCUGUUUAUGGUCCUGAAUCUGUGAUUGAGGUCUCUAAUAGGGAAGCUAAUUUACUGAAGCAGGUAAAACAGAAGCUGCAAGAGCAAGGGUUCAGAGAUGGAAACAUUACAACAGAGACAUAUCUAAAUCUAAGGUAUGAAGGUACAGACACUUCAAUCAUGGUUAAACAGAAAGCCAAAAAUGGAGUUUUAAGUGACUAUGAUGUGGAAUUUGUGAAGAUGUUCCAGCAGGAGUAUGGUUUUAAAUUGCAGAACAGGAAAAUCUUAAUAUGUGACGUUAGAGUCCGUGGUGUGGGAGUCACUAAUAUAUUGAAGCCACAGGCUACACAGUGUGCAUCUGGUACUCCUAAAAUUGAAGGCUCUUACAAGGUUUAUUUUGGGAAUGAAUGGAAAGAUGCACCACUAUUCAAGCUUGAGAAGCUAGGAUAUGGGCACGUCAUCCCUGGUCCUGCAAUCAUCAUGAACGGAAACAGUACCGUGAUAGUAGAACCCAGCUGUAAAGCUGUCAUAACCAAAUAUGGAAACAUUAAAAUUGAGAUAGAGUCUACUUCAAGCACCGUGAAGGUAGCAGAAAAGGUUGCAGAUGUUGUGCAGCUGUCAAUUUUCAAUCACAGGUUUAUGGGUAUAGCUGAACAGAUGGGAAGGACCCUACAGAGAACGUCUAUCUCAACAAACAUAAAGGAACGACUAGAUUUCUCAUGUGCCCUUUUUGGACCUGAUGGGGGACUAGUUGCUAAUGCCCCUCAUGUUCCUGUGCACUUAGGGGCUAUGUCUAGUACAGUUAGGUGGCAGAUCAACUUCUGGGGUGACAAUUUGAGUGAAGGAGAUGUUUUGGUCACCAAUCAUCCUUGUUCUGGAGGCAGUCAUCUUCCUGAUAUUACUGUUAUUACUCCUGUUUUUGAUAAUGGAAAGCUGGUAUUUUUUGUGGCAAGUAGAGGACAUCAUGCAGAGAUUGGUGGCAUUACUCCUGGAAGCAUGCCACCCUUUUCCAAGUCGAUAUGGGAGGAAGGUGCUGCCAUAAAAGCAUUUAAGCUUGUAGAAAAGGGAAUCUUUCAAGAAGAAGGAAUUGUGAAACUUUUGAUGUUCCCCUCUUCGGAUAAAAUAGAACAUAAGAUCCCAGGAACCCGUAGGCUUCAAGAUAAUUUAUCAGAUCUUCGAGCUCAAGUAGCUGCAAAUCAGAGAGGGAUUUCCCUUAUCAAAGAGCUUAUUGAGCAGUAUGGUUUGGACACUGUUCAGGCUUACAUGACAUAUGUACAGUCGAAUGCUGAAGGAGCAGUAAGAGAAAUGUUGAAGUCUGUUGGUUCUAGAGUUUCAUCUCAAUCAAAUAGUUUUGGAGAUAGAAAUUCUGUGACUAUUGAAGAAGAGGAUUACAUGGAUGAUGGGUCUGUCAUUCAUUUGAAACUUACAAUUGAUUCGGACAAAGGUGAAGCAAAUUUUGAUUUUAGUGGAACCAGUCCAGAAGUUUAUGGGAAUUGGAAUGCACCAGAAGCAGUAACAGCUGCAGCAGUCAUAUACUGUCUUCGCUGUUUGGUGGAUGUUGAUAUUCCCCUCAAUCAAGGUUGUCUGGCUCCUGUAAAAAUCCAUAUACCACCAGGCUCAUUCCUCUCUCCAAGUGAUAAGGCUGCAGUAGUUGGGGGUAAUGUUCUCACAUCCCAGAGAAUAACUGAUGUUGUACUUACUGCAUUUCAGGCCUGUGCUUGUUCACAAGGCUGUAUGAAUAAUCUCACUUUUGGGGAUGAUACGUUUGGUUAUUAUGAGACAAUUGGAGGUGGCAGUGGGGCUGGGCCAACCUGGGAUGGAACCAGUGGAAUCCAAUGCCAUAUGACCAAUACACGAAUGACUGACCCAGAGAUUUUCGAGCAGAGAUAUCCUGUUAUACUGCAUAAAUUUGGUCUCAGAGAGAAUAGUGGCGGAGUUGGACUGCGCAAAGGAGGUGAUGGGCUGGUCAGGGAGAUAGAGUUCAAGCGCCCUGUUGUUGUGAGCAUUCUUUCAGAGAGGCGUGUUCAUGCUCCAAGAGGGUUAAAUGGAGGAAAAGAUGGAUCUCGUGGGGCUAACUACCUGAUCACAAAAGAUAAGAGAAUGGUUUACCUGGGGGGUAAGAACACAAUUAAGGUACAGGCAGGUGAAAGACUUCAAAUUUUAACUCCUGGUGGCGGUGGAUGGGGUUCCCUUCAUUGAUUCUUCAUGUGUUUCAACAGGAAAAGAAGCAGCUGUGGAUUGAUCAGUUUUAAGCCUUUCACACUAGUUAUCCUUGAAUCUUUCGAGUAUGACCGUGUUUGUGCAGUUGGGACUUAGUAGCAGCUGAGUAUUAAAGGAGCAAAAAGCUGCUGCUGAGAAAUGAUCUGUUGUCUAAAUCCAUCGAACAUCGUCCUUGCUCAGGAAAUAAGAGUGGGGUGAUACCUGCAUUCACAUGGCUGGUUCCUGGUACUUUUCUGUAAACCUUAGAUUGAGGUCUCUCAUUGAAAUAAUUGAUUUGGUUUUACCAAAAAAAAAAAAAAAAAAAAAAAGGAUUAUAAGCACGUCUAUGUUUCAUUUUGUUGUUCAAUAAUGAAAUCCCACAGCCAUACAAAUUUCAAGUAUUAACAUAAUGUUCCUUGGUUAAAUUUUUCUCAUACAAAUCCCAAAAUAUGCUCUGUUGUGGCUGA
Ziziphus jujuba (common jujube) is the source of this 4535-nucleotide messenger RNA. Its product is annotated as 5-oxoprolinase 1. The record is from RefSeq and is a predicted model, not a curated record. Bases 268 to 4068 code for a protein of 1266 amino acids. Lineage: Eukaryota; Viridiplantae; Streptophyta; Magnoliopsida; Rosales; Rhamnaceae. Gene Ontology annotation, molecular function: 5-oxoprolinase (ATP-hydrolyzing) activity. Gene Ontology annotation, cellular component: cytosol. Gene Ontology annotation, biological process: glutathione metabolic process. The transcript is spliced from 3 exons.